Messenger RNA from Nakaseomyces glabratus, 1668 nucleotides. It is a transcript of the gene PGI1, whose product is annotated as glucose-6-phosphate isomerase. Gene Ontology annotation, cellular component: cytosol. NCBI's taxonomy places the organism in Eukaryota, Fungi, Ascomycota, Saccharomycetes, Saccharomycetales, Saccharomycetaceae. Gene Ontology annotation, molecular function: glucose-6-phosphate isomerase activity; monosaccharide binding; carbohydrate derivative binding. Gene Ontology annotation, biological process: glucose 6-phosphate metabolic process; gluconeogenesis; glycolytic process. The record is from RefSeq and is a predicted model, not a curated record.
AUGGCUUCUUCUAACACUUACUCAAACUUCAAAUUGGCCACUGAAUUGCCAGCUUGGUCUAAGUUGCAAAAGCUUUACGACGCUCAAGGUAAGUCCUUGAAUGUUAAGGAGGAAUUCCAAAAGGACUCUGCUCGUUACAACAAGUACGCCAAGACUUUGACCAACUACGAUGGUUCUAAGAUUUUGUUCGAUUUCUCCAAGAACUUGAUCAACGAUGAAAUCUUGGCUACUUUGAUCGAAUUGGCCAAGGAGGCUAAGGUCACCGACUUGAGAGACGCUAUGUUCGCUGGUGAACAUAUUAACUUCACCGAAGACCGUGCUGUCUACCACGUCGCUCUAAGAAACAGAGCUAACAAGCCAAUGAAGGUCGAUGGUGUUGAUGUUGCCCCAGAAGUUGACGCUGUCUUGCAACACAUGAAGGAGUUCAGUGAACAAGUCCGUUCUGGUGAAUGGAAGGGUUACACCGGUAAGAAGAUCACUGACGUCGUUAACAUCGGUAUCGGUGGUUCUGACUUGGGUCCAGUUAUGGUCACCGAAGCUCUAAAGCACUACGCCGGUGUCCUAGACGUUCACUUCGUCUCUAACAUCGAUGGUACUCACAUCGCUGAAGUUUUGAAGGUUGUUGACCCAGAAACUACUUUGUUCUUGGUCGCUUCCAAGACUUUCACCACCGCUGAAACCAUCACUAACGCUAACACCGCUAAGAACUGGUUCUUGUCCAAGACCGGUAACGACCAAUCCAACAUUGCCAAGCAUUUCGCUGCUUUGUCCACUAACGAAACCGAAGUUGCUAAGUUCGGUAUCGACACCAAGAACAUGUUCGGUUUCGAAAACUGGGUCGGUGGUCGUUACUCCGUCUGGUCCGCCAUCGGUCUAUCCGUUGCUUUGUACAUCGGUUUCGACAACUUUGAAGCUUUCCUAAAGGGUGCCGAAGCUGUCGACAAGCACUUCGUUGAAACCCCACUAGAAGACAACAUCCCAUUGCUAGGUGGUCUAUUGUCUGUGUGGUACAACAACUUCUUCGGUGCUCAAACUCACUUGGUUGCUCCAUUCGACCAAUACUUGCACAGAUUCCCAGCUUACUUGCAACAAUUGUCCAUGGAAUCCAACGGUAAGUCCGUCACCAGAGGUAACGUCUUCUCCACUUACUCCACCGGUUCCAUCUUGUUCGGUGAACCAGCCACCAACGCACAACACUCCUUCUUCCAAUUGGUCCACCAAGGUACCAAGUUGAUUCCAUCUGACUUCAUCUUGGCCGCUCAAUCCCACAACCCAAUCGAAAACAACUUGCACCAAAAGAUGUUGGCUUCCAACUUCUUCGCUCAAGCUGAAGCUUUGAUGGUCGGUAAGGACGAAGCUCAAGUUAAGUCCGAAGGUGCCACUGGCGGUUUGGUCCCACACAAGAUCUUCUCCGGUAACAGACCAACCACCUCCAUCUUGGCUCAAAAGAUCACCCCAGCCGCUUUGGGUUCCUUGAUUGCCUACUACGAACACGUUACCUUCACCGAAGGUGCUAUCUGGAACAUCAACUCCUUCGACCAAUGGGGUGUUGAAUUGGGUAAGGUCUUGGCUAAGGUCAUCGGUAAGGAAUUGGACAACACCGAAAAGAUUACCGCUCACGACGCUUCUACUAACGGUUUGAUCAACCAAUUCAAGGAAUGGUUGUAA